Messenger RNA from Vombatus ursinus (common wombat), 402 nucleotides. It is a transcript of the gene CUNH11orf91, whose product is annotated as chromosome unknown C11orf91 homolog. Lineage: Eukaryota; Metazoa; Chordata; Mammalia; Diprotodontia; Vombatidae. The record is from RefSeq and is a predicted model, not a curated record. The coding region runs from base 1 to 282 and encodes 93 amino acids. The transcript has 3 exons.
AUGCCGAAGGGGCGGCGCGGCUGCCCGAGCCCCAAGAUGAGCAAGCGGCCAGCCCCGCCCCUCUACUUCCCAUCCCUCUACGACCGCGGCAUCUCGUCCUCCCCCCUCAACGACUUCAACAUCUGGAAGAAGCUCUUCGAGCGAGGGAGCAGGAGGGGGAGAGGCAGGCAGGAUCGCUGCGUGGGCGUGUGCACGGAUAAAUUCCUGAAGGCAUUAAAAGAUGAAAAGUUGCAAGGCAUAAAGAUGAAACAGCACCUGAAGAAGCCCGCGCCGCUUUCCUAACGAGAUGUCAAAGGCUGCGUUACUGUAUCUCCGUAGCGUUAGAUGCUAUUGAGUAGAGAAUGUAUCCCGUUUCUUGCUGUUUCAGAUAUAACUAUUUUCUGUUCUUUAGUUUCUUACCUC